UUCUAUAUUACAAAGGCAGAAACGGUGAAGUUUGAGAAACGGAUCGCAUUUUCUCUGCACUUAAAACGAGUUGACCCAGAAACCCUACGAAAGAAACGCCAGGUUUCGAUACGCUCGAAUCUGCCCCGCCAAAAACAAAAAGCCGCUCAGUUGUCACCAACCAAGCUUGAAAGAAUGUCAUCAGAAUCUGAGAAGUGGGGAUGGCAGCAUGUUAGCAUAUUUGGUAGGUUUGACAAAGGGAGUGGUACCAAAAGGUGGAGAUGCAACCACUGUAACCUACGGUACAAUGGAUCUUAUUCACGUGUUAGAGCCCACCUACUUGGGUUUACUGGUGUUGGUAUUAAAAGCUGCCCAGCAAUAGAUGGGUCUUUAAGAGAAGCAUUUCAUAUCUUAGAGGAAGAACGCUUAACUCGUAAGAAGAAAUUAACUUCUGGGAGUGCAAAGCCUAGCAAGCGCAUUCGGAUUUCACGAUCAACUCUUCCCGACACCACUAAAGAAGAUAUGGAUGAAAUAGUAGCUAGAUUUUUCUAUGUUCAUGCUUUGAGUGUCAAUGCUGCCAACUCUCCAUACUUUCUUGACAUGGUAAAAGCAAUUGGUUGUUUUGGUCCUGGAUAUGAACCCCCAUCAGUAGAUGAGCUUUCUGAUUCUUUUUUAAGUAGAGAGAGAGGAAGGAUAGAGAAAUCUUUGGCUCUAGUUAGGGAGUCUUGGCCUCACACGGGAUGCACAAUAUUGUGUGUUGGUUGCUUAGAAAGCAUGCUGGGUUGCUUCCACAUCAAUAUAUUCAUCUCCAAUCCAAGAGGACUUAUGUAUCUAAAAGCAGUAGAUAUAGAUGACAUUGAUGGAGCAGACAAUGUAUUUGCAGGUGUCCUUGGUGAUACUAUCAUGGAAGUUGGGCCCAGAAAUGUGCUGCAGAUAAUCUCUCAUCUAGGUGACACUAGUAAAUUAUCUGAUUCGCUUAUGUUGUCAAGUUUUCCUCAUAUAUUUUGGUCUCCUUGCACUUCAAACUCUAUAUGCAUGUUGAUGGAAGAAAUAGCAGAGAUGGAUUUGUUAAAACCUGUUGUCCUAUGUGCUAAGAAAAUUAAGAAUUGCAUUACUACAUACCAGCAGUUUUCUCCAUGUAGUUUCAAUCAAAAUAUGGAGGGAAGCUCUGAUCCACCGUCUAUGAAGUUUGCACCUUCCCUCUGCAUUGUCCAGAGGAUUUUUGAGCUCAAGCGACUGCUUCAAGAGUUAGUUAAUAGUGAAGGGUGGAAGCAAUGGAAGAUUAGUAAUCCAGAUGACAUUUUAAGUAUUGAAGAAGCCAUUUUAAGGGAUGAUUUCUGGAGCGAUGCAUAUUUGCUGUUGCAAUUGUUUGAGCCAUUUGGAAGAUUGAUUGCUACCCUUAAUCUUGAAAAACUUGUCAUGGGUGAUGUUUGUGAUUGGCGGGUGCAGGCUCUUGAAGCUUUGAGGAAUAAGGGUAUUGAUGAAGGCACAGUAAAAAAAUUGGAAGAGCUGAUAGAGAACAGAUGGGAUGUGUUAUUUUCUCCACUUCAUGCAACUGGUUACUUACUGAAUCCUCGGUACCAUGGAAAAGGUCAAACCAAAGAUAAAGUUGUGAUGAGGGGUUGGAAAGCCACCUUAGAAAGAUACGAGUCUGAAAGUGCAAACAGGCGGGGUCUUAGAGAACAGCUCAGCUCUUACUGGCGGCUGGAGGGAUCCUUGGGAGAUGAAGAUGCUGUCGAUUGUAGGGAUAAAAUGGACCCAGUUGUAUGGUGGGAGAACUUUGGUUUCGAAACACCUGAAUUGCAGACACUAGCUAUAAAAGUUUUGAGUCAGGUUUCAAGCAUUGCAAUGUGUCAAGAGGUCUGUCAAGAAUAUGACUUUCCUGGUCCAGAAACAUCCAACAGAAUGGGAGUGGAGAGAGUGGAGGAUCUCGUCUUUGUCAGAAACAACCUCAGACUCAAUAGCCAAAGAAAUGGGAUCUCAAACUCCUUUUCUGGUGCAAAAAAUGCUAUUUUAUGCUCUCCAUCUGAAGCCAAGACAUGGGAUGAUUCUCAUAUUCAUCAAACUAAGGUUACUUAUAGCCAAAGUAUUCAUGACAAAAUGUGCUAGUUUUCAUCAGUUCCUAUGGUAGAUACAUUGGAGCCACUUACGGUUGGGGUGACAUUCUGCAAAGUUCAGCUGUUAUAAGGUUUUUGUUUGGCUUUGCUCUCUGUGUGCAACUUCUGGACUUCGGCUGUACAGAUGCUUGAUGCAUCUGUGAUCUUGUGUUAAAGAGAGACGACAAUAACCAUCCCUCCACAUUAAAAAGACCGUGAGUUGAAAAAGCAGAACAUCCGAGGCAGCACCAGUAGUACUGGUGCGAAGAAAGUGCUGAAGUAAGUUGGAGAUAAAAUUCAAGGAGUGGCGAUAAAUCUGGCUUUUCAACAAAUGGAAAAGCUAUCGUUGCACUCAAUGGUGACAUCGUCAUUGAACCAUCCCAGCUAGUGGAUAGAGAUGAACCAAGGUUUUGGAAAGAAGCAUCAAUGUAAGUGUGGUUAUGGUUGCUGUUCUUGGAGUGUAAAUGGAUUUAAUUUUCUAUAAAUGGGAUAUAUUCCUUGGUGGUGUUUAAGAAUUGGAGAGGAUUGGCCUGGUGGUUGGUUUAGCUUGAGAUAAUCCCAGAGAGCUGUAUUGAACUGAAACUGAUUGAACUGCUCAGGGUUAUCUUCGAGGAACUUGCCGUAGCUGUUGGGAGUGUAUUGGCUUUUGGUUUCACUGCUUGAACAAACAUCUACUAGACUUCUGGUCUCUGCUCCUCGAUGAAGAAGCUGGCUGACUCAAUGCAUGGAAUCUUCAUUGUGAUGCUCUGAUCUCCAUGCCCUGCCUCUGCUGCUGUGUCCCAAGUUCCCAUUCUAGCUGCUAGAAUGGGGUGUAAUCACACAAUUAAUGGAGACUAAUUAGUCUACUAGCUGCUUCAAGAAUGUCAUUUCUGAAAAUGUUGUAAAAUGGGUCAAAGUUUUGAGAACCAGAAUAUGAGUGCUAAAACCAGAAUAGAGCUGACCAAAUUAUUCUCUGGAUCAAAAAUAGCUUUU
Molecule: messenger RNA, 3047 nt
Organism: Rosa rugosa (rugosa rose)
Lineage: Eukaryota; Viridiplantae; Streptophyta; Magnoliopsida; Rosales; Rosaceae
Exons: 4
Coding region: 175-2088 (637 amino acids)
Molecular function (GO): protein dimerization activity
Source: RefSeq, a predicted model, not a curated record